This is a messenger RNA of Entamoeba dispar SAW760, 390 nucleotides long. RefSeq lists its product as uncharacterized. NCBI's taxonomy places the organism in Eukaryota, Evosea, Mastigamoebida, Endamoebidae. Bases 1 to 390 code for a protein of 129 amino acids. The transcript has a single exon. The record is from RefSeq and is a predicted model, not a curated record.
AUGGUCAUUACACAGAUCAUGUACGGGAUACCAUCAAACAAGCGACCAGAUGUAUUUGAAGAUGAAACAACCGAGUUGGAAGAAGAGAACGUCACUUUGAAAGACUUCGAUGAUUUAAUUAGAGAUAUUAUACACGUUUCUGAAACAGCUCAUGUAUUAGACGGCGGAGUUAGUAUGUCAUUUGGUGACAUACCUUUAACCACCUUUAGUAAAACAAUCAUUAAGCAUUUGGAUGUUAUUGAUUUGCUUAAAAAGGAAAUUAAAGAAUUACAAAAGAAGAAUCGACUUAUUAUAAGUCGAUUAAGAAAAGAAGAAAACAAAGAGAAAGAGUUAGUAAAAAAGGUCAAAGAAGAGACAAAACCUCAAAGGAGGAAAACAGAAUUAUUAUAA